CCGAUUGACCGACCCAAAUUCAUCAUUAGGGUUCUCUCAUUCUCUGCUCCCUCACUCCCUCCUGAUUUUCUGAAAACCAAUAUAGGCGUUGCCUUUCUCUUCCUCUCUUCUUUACAGAAACAAUGGAAAGAUUGCGGCUUUAGGGCUUUCGUCCUUCGUUAAUGGUCGCUUCAAUAGCUUCGUCCAACUCCAAUAAACCCACAAUGGCGGCGAAAGUGCCGGUGGAGCCUGAGAAGGCCAAUCCCUGCUGCGCUGCGUGGCAAAAGAAGUAUUUGAAGAGUGAGAAGCUACGGAAUCAUCUGCGGGAAGCUGUGAAUAUCCUUCAACAGGGGACGGAAGAAGUUCAAGCACAGAAUUCCAAUCUCAAGAAAGAAUAUGAGGAGUUGCGAGUGCUGGCAGAUAUUGAGAAAGAGGAGAAAGUGAAAGAAUCUGCUGCAAGGGUCUCCCUGGAGAACGAGGUUUCUGAGUUGAAAUCUGAGAUACUUUCUCUCAAGCAGCGAGAAGGUGAAGAUUCUCAGGAUAAGAAUGAAGUAAAGCUUCUUAAAGGUCAGGUUUCUGAUCGGGAAAAAGAGAUUAGUUGUCUCAAGGAGCUGAUUGAGAGAGAGAAGAAAAGAGCAGAAUCAGAAAGUAAGAAAGCAGAAGCGGAGAAGAAAAAGGCUGCUGAAGCACUGAAAAAUAUGAAAAUUGAAAAAAGUAAGGCUGACGAAGAAAGGAAGCGUGCCAAUAUUGAAGGAGAGAAGGCUGAGAAUUAUAGGCUUCGGUUGGAGGUAUUGGAGAAAGACUCUGCUAAAGCAAAAUCUCAUUCUGAAGGGGAAAAAGAGAUUAGUUGUCUCAAGGAGCUUAUAGAGAGAGAGAAGAAAAGAGCAGAAUCAGAAAGUAAGAAAGCAGAAGCGGAGAAGAAAAAGGCUGCUGAAGCACUGAAAAAUAUGAAAAUUGAAAAAAGUAAGGCUGACGAAGAAAGGAAGCGUGCCAAUAUUGAAGGAGAGAAGGCUGAGAAUUAUAGGCUUCGGUUGGAGGUAUUGCAAAUAGAAGCUGAUAAAGCGAAAUCUAAUUUGGCUUCAGAAACAUUGAAACUCGAAGUAGCAAGCAAAAAGCUUGAAGCAGAAAAACUGAAGGUCGUCAAAGAGAGAGAAUGUGCAAAUUCAGAGAUGGCGAAAGCUGAGGAACAGAGGAAGCUUGCAGAAGCCAACAGGAAAAAAACCAUUGAAGAAAAAUCUCGUGCUGAAAGUUUGUCUCUGCAAUUGGUAGAGAGCAGAAAGAGGGUUGAUGAAUUACAAAAAGAGCUAAAUGAACUUAGGUGUUCAAAAGAAUUGCAUGCGGAUCCUGGUGGCCAACCUGAUAGUAAUAGAAUUGCUGUCGCUUCCAAAGAGAUUUCAAAUUUUGAUGAAGCAAACAAAAGAUACGAAGUUGAAAAGCAGAAGGCAGUGAAGGAGAAAAAGCGACCAGACUCAGAGAUGGUGAGAACUCAAAAGCAGAAACAGCUUGCUGAAGUAAAUUGGAAGAGGGCCAUGGAAGAAAAAUCUCGUGCUGAUCAUCUCUCUCGGCAGUUAGAGGAAGCUAAAAAAAAGAUUGAGGAAUUAUCUACUAGAAAUUUAAUCGAGGCAUCUGCUGUUCGACAACUUGCCAAAGGUAUGAGUGAUGAAAGUGCAAAGGUGAAACUUUUAAAGAAGCAGCUGAAGUUUGAGAAAAUGCAAAGAAAGCAUGCUAAGGAAGUGGUCAAGGUCAAGCUGGAAAGAAAUCGCAACAGUAUCCUACAACAAGAACUUGGUCGCUUGAAGUUGGACUUUGAUCAAAUUUCACAGCGCAUGGAUAUGCUUAAUAACUCUUUCUCCUAUAAUGCCGAAGGUAUAGAUGACCAUGAAAAGACCUGGAACAUCAUGAAAAAGCAACGGUUAAGCAACAAGAAUCACCAAGGGUUAGAAUCUUUGCAGAUGAAUCUUCAAAGUGGAACUGACUUUCUGAAAUCUGGCUUCCCAGUUUUGGAUGGAUCAGAUCCUUUCAGGGAAGCCAUGCAACAUACUGGACCUUAUCCUCCUUUAUCUGGAGGAAACUGCACUGGAUCUAUUUCAGGUAUUGAUUCUAAAUUAGAGUCUCCUAGAGGCUCUAAGAGAAACAUGUUACAGAGUUCUGCAAUAAAUUCAAGUACAGCAUCUUUUUCUGAUGGACAGUUGGUGGGCUCACAGGACAAAGGUGCCUUUUCUGUUACCGUGCCAACAAAAUUGGUUGAGGAAAAUGUGCAACCAACAAUGUCCAACUUGUCUACUGAGGUUAUUAAAAGAAAGUGCAACGAAACUAUUGCUGUGGUGGCUGAAAACACUGUCAAAAGUCCUGUACGAACUGAUGGUAUUGGACAGGUCAAUGAGCAUAGCAGGAAGCGAAAGAGGAUAAUAGAUGCAGUUGAGUCAAUUGAAAAUCUUUACUGUGAGGGUAAGAAGUUCCACCAGCAGGUAGAUGAAAAGCUAUCUGAUUUGCAUUGUUUGUUAAGCAAGAAAAUAAAGAAACCAGUUGAAGAAAGACUGCUUGAGAAGAGAAAGGCAGCUUGUGAAGGGAAAUUGGUAUUGGCAAGUUGUGUAGUCAGGAAUGAGCAAAAGAAGGCAGAUAGAUUCAAAAAUGAAUGUGCGAAUGUGUGCAGACAAGUUCCGAAAAUUGUGGGUGAGCUGAUAGGGACUGCCCAAGCGAGCAGAGAAGGCAUAAGUGAUCUCGAUACUAGUGAUAUAGGAAGUUUUGAUGAAGUAGCCGAUGGGAACUACCUUAAACUGUUAGAAUUGGACAAUGCUGCUGAUGAAGAGUGCUACAGGAUGGCAAUGGAAAUGCCAUUGUCUCCUACACUUCCCGAGAUUGAGGUCCUAGAUGUUGAAACUUCUAUUGCCAAUAAGAUCAAUCCUUUAAUAAAGGAAAUUAUCUGUGACAGAUUUUCAAAUAAGAAUGGAGGUCAUGGUGAUUGUUGUGACACACAAGACCUGAAUGGGAAUGGUUCUGGUAAUUCUGUUGCUGGGGCUGAAGUGGUGUCUAAUGCACCUACUUUAAAAAGUAAGGCUAUGUUCCCAUUUGGAAGUGAUGGUGCUGCGGAUGACAAUAUUCUCAAGUAUCAUGUUGUGUUUUCAAACACUGAAGACAGCAGUAGCAUUUCUAGGAUAUGCAACGCAUCCAGAACUUGUAUUGCACAGUGCUCUUUGGCUAUUCAUACAGAGUGGAUGGUGCGAGAUAUUCUGUUUGCUGUUAAGAGUGAAGAAAAACUUCUGCCCAAAGAGAAGGUUUGUGUAUUCGUUUCCUUGUUGCUGCUUAACUUCUCCGUUGCUUCUUCAAGUAAAUUUGGGAGCAUGUAUUGGGAGUCCAACCCCUGCUUGGAUUCUUUUGCUCGACACAUGUGCUCAGUGAUGUCUGAUGGUGAUGGCAGAAGGAUAUUUUCAGAAUUUGGUUGUUUGGAUGAAUCCCUUGGUCUCAUAGAGGAUUUCAUAAUACAUGGAAGAGUUUUCGAUUGUAAGGAUGCACCUUCCAAGACGAUGGUUGGGUGUCACUCUAGCAGCUUCCUACUUGAAGAUAUAUCCCCUCGUCCAUCAUCAGCGGAUGAGUUGGUGGCAGGGAGCAUUGUUUUGGCAUCACUAUGUGCAGCAUUUGAUCACAUUGGUUUUAUUUGUGAAACAUCCUACACCAUUUUGCAGAUUAGGAGAUUAGAUCGUUCCUUGGUUCUGAAGGUGCUGCAUGUUUUUGCUUACUUGGGUGGGGAGAAGUUUUUCAACUUUAGCAACUAUAAUUUAGUGACUGUCAUGAAAUCUAUUGUUACAUUUCUCGAGGGAAUAAGAUCAUCAAAUUCUGCUGGUUCUUGUAUUACAUCAGUAAGCAAUUCAGGAACUGAAUUCUGUCCGUGUGUCAAAUGCCCAUUUUCUGAGGAUGCUGUUUCUGUAGAUACUGCUAUAUCAUUGCUUUUAGAAAAGCUCCAAAGUGAUGCUUUCUUGGGACCUAUGAGUCAGGAUGUGGUGCAAUCAGUCAAUUCAAAUACAAAUAUCACACUGUGCGACCUCUGUGAUCUCCUAUCGUUGGUGGAGCUGGUUGCGUCCAACAUGAGCUGGACAUGGACCAGUGUCGAAGUUGUUCCUCAGCUGAUGAAAAUUUUGGAAUCAUGCAAUGCUGAGAAUGUUAUUGCUGGAAUUGUUGUCCUCCUUGGUCAACUUGGGAGGCUUGGAGUUGAUUCUGUUGGCUAUGAAGAUAAAGGAGUGGAAUUCUUGAGGCAUGAGUUGUCUGCUUUUUUAUGUCGUGACAUUGGGACCAGUGCAGGUCUUCCUACUCAAAUUGCCACCGUCACAUCUAUGCUGGGUCUGAUGUCUUUUGAUUUCAAAACAAUUAUCCAGAGUAACGUGAAUCUUUCCAUCAUUUCAAGUCAAUCUGAUGCGGCCCAGGUGAUAAGAAAGUGGUUUUCCUUGCUGCCAAAAAAACAACAGGAACCGUCAUUCAGCCUUUUACAAGCUGCUAGUGUAGAUAAGAACUGAGAUACUUUCUGAAACUGCAAGGAUGCUCUGUGACCUGAAGGGGAGAAUCCUUUCUCUGCAUGUUGUGGCCAUCUUAGAAUUUUUUUUGUGGGCGGAUUGAGGGUAGGAGAUUUUGGUCAAUUUUUUACCAUUCCAGUAGGGUUCAUGACCAAAAGAGAGUAGGGUUAGUAUUUUUCUCUAUGUCAGAAGAAAUUGAGGAUCGAAGACGGCCAGUGAAGGCAUUUUACUUGUCUAAGAAACUCUUGUAUAUAUUCCUUAGCCAGCCAUUGGUAUUCAGCUUGUUUUAGCUCUCAUCUGUAAAUUUUCCUAUGAGAAUGAAACUGUUCCAUAUCAGUAAAUUGUUGUUGUCCUUUCACCAUUAA
Molecule: messenger RNA, 4849 nt
Organism: Rosa rugosa (rugosa rose)
Lineage: Eukaryota; Viridiplantae; Streptophyta; Magnoliopsida; Rosales; Rosaceae
Product: nucleoporin nup211
Exons: 9
Coding region: 162-4487 (1441 amino acids)
Source: RefSeq, a predicted model, not a curated record